AUGUCCGAUAACAUUCCUUUAGCCAGACAGCGGCAAUGUGCAGAUUUUACCUGCGAGGAUGAAAAAUACAUUCUCGAUAUAUGUAGCUGUGCGUUGCCGGAAAUUCAUGGUCGAGGUGAAUCGAGGAAACAGGUCUUCGUUUACAUAACCAGAGCCAAAGAAAAUGAAAGAUUAACUUUCCUUGAGGUAGUAUUAAUCGCAUUGUAUAUCGCCCCUGUAGGUAACCCUCUCCUCUCCCAAAUAAUGAUAACAAUGAUAAUAAUACAAUGAUAAUAUUAUUAGAAAGUGAUAAUGGCGGGAGUUUGUAAAUUAUUAUUUUAGGUAUUUUUGUUUCAUCAAAAUUUUUAGUCUACGAUAGUGGGAUGUAAAUUGGUCAUAUGUUAAUAAAUUAAACAUUUUUAUUUCUCUGAUAAUAUUAUUAAUAAUCCUAAAAAUAAUAAUAAUAAUAAUAAUAAUAAUAAUAAUAAUAUGAUGAUGAUGAUGAUGAUGGUGAUGAUGAUGAUGAUGAUGAUGAUGAUCUGUCUUCCAGGAGUAGAUAAAUUAAAACAACAAUAAAAAAGUGAAUCAAUCAAUCUAUACUAUAAUAAUUAUAAAUUAUUGAAAACUGAAUCAUUGGAAAAUGUAAUUCUAGAGCGCUGAUUGACUUAGUCAUCAUGGUAUAUGAGCCAUUUCAGCUGCCAUUAUACCAUGCUCUCCAAAUAUGGUAACUGUACGCCUCUGUUCAAAAAUAAAAAGAAGCUGAAAAUCGGUUGUUUUUACAAAUAAUGUCGGAAAGAAUACUCGAUAUGUUGUUGGCGUUUUUAAUAAAAAAAAAUUUCCACUCGCCCUUGUAAGAUAUGGGAUGUUUGCAGCUAACUCGGUGCUAAGCGCCUCGUUGUAUAUCUUCCAUCUCAUAUCCACCUUGCACUCGUGGAAUAAUUGUCAAUUAUAUUUUUUCUUUAACUCAGUACUGACAGAGGACACCAUGCAAUGUCAUUAACUACAUUUUAGUUUAGUUUUUUUUUCUCUACUUAUUAUAGGAGGAGAAAACUAGAUUGGGCAUGAUUAGAGUAUACAAUGACAGGUUCUGCUGGAAAAAGAAGAAAGAAGAUGAGGUGCUUAUUGUAAAAAUGAAGAUGGAAGAUUUUGACUCUUCUAGUAAACCGGUAAGACAUAUUGUAUUCCCUCCCCCCGACAAUUUAUAAUAGGUGAAGUCUAACAUAGGCCACGGUUUAGUAAAUCUUUGGACGACGGAAUCUCUUCCAUAUUGGGUUGAUUUAAGAAAAUAAGUACUUUUUCAGUCUGCACCUUUUGCUUUCAUAAAACUUUUCAUGGUAAAUAGCGUUAAGAAUUCGACACUAGGGAAAUUGAAUUAGAACGCGACUUUGUUAAACACUGGCUAAAGUUUUUUUAAAUAACUGGCCCUACAAGUUACUAUACAAGGAAGUAAACUGGAAAGGAACACCAAAAACAUUUCUUCGCCAAUAUAUAAGUGUUUUCAAUUUAAGCCUGAUGACAAAGUGCAAAGCUGUUUCAAUGGAAAUUAUUUAAACAAGUGACAGUUCAAACUAAUUAAAAUUUUCUUAGUUUGUUUAUAUUCACUUUUUCAGAUUGCAUGCCAGUGAAACAUUUAAAUAUUAUUUACUCGUUUGUAUCUAAGACAUGGAAAAUGCACAGAAAAAUUAAAAGCUGGACUGGCUUCUUCUAACGUACUAGUUUUUUUUUCUUUUCAUAUUUAUGUUAUUUAUUUAGUUAGUUCAUUAUUUAUUUAUUUUUUAUUCAUUUGACAGAAUUUGCUAACCUACGGAUAUCUGACUUUUUUUGGUAGAUUGAAAGGCGUAAAAUUGACGAGAUGCGAAAUCCAGAGAAAGUCACUUUCACGUUGCCUUUUUGCGAUGCAUCCGUCAUGAGAUUCGGAUUGAGUUUAACCACAAAGUUAUUGAACGAAAGCGUUUGCGACGAGGUCCUGUUGGAAACAGAAUAUUUAAAGGCCAGCUUUUCCACAGUAAGUAGUAUAGCACCCCACAAGUUGUACUUGUAUGCACGGUCCAUAAUAUAAUACUACUGAAGAAGAGGAAAACACGAGGAACAUUACAGCGAUAUAACAAUUAAUGAAAAUUCCAGAACUCAGAAUCAAAAUAUUUAAAUACCAACGAGACGCUUUCUAAACGUGAAUUUACUUCCUUGGAUAAAUUUAACUGCUUUAAUCUUCACCAGCAGUGCCAAAGACUGAAUUCGAAGUCGAAGGAUUUUCCUACGGCCAUAGCAGACGCUUUAUUUUAUUUAAUUUAUUAUUUUGAAGAGUACUCGAAGAUAACUCAAACCCACGAUAACUCUAACCUCCCGCUAACUCGGUGUAAGUUCAGAAAAGUUCGCCCCAAUUUUUGAUCAUUUCCUUAUUUCCAGAUACCCCACCAGGAGACAAGACCAGGGAUUGAACAUGGUCACAUGACCAGUGAAUCAGUAGCGGUAGCUUAG
Messenger RNA from Porites evermanni, 2457 nucleotides. Lineage: Eukaryota; Metazoa; Cnidaria; Anthozoa; Scleractinia; Poritidae. The record is from the annotation of a GenBank genome assembly.